AUACGACUAAAUUAACUAAUCUAGUUUGAUAUAAAAGUACAAUAAAAUACAUUUGUCAUCAAAUCUUUUAAAUCAGUUUAACAACGACAAUCAUCAUGACUAAAUCAAUUGUGUUCGUUAUCUUAAUUGUUAAUUCAUUUUCUUUAAGCAAUUGUGAUGAAAACGAUUCAGAUUGGAGUAACUUUUGUUCAAUGUUGAAAAACUCUACGAUAACACCUACUGAGAGUUAUUGUAUAUCUUAUAUUAAUAAAUAUGUAAAAGCUGAUAAGUGUCUUCGUUGUGGUCCAGGUAACAAAGGUCAUUGUGUCAAUUCAAAUGUUUGUUGUGGUUCAGACUUCGGGUGUUUAAUCAACAAUCACUAUUCGGCUCCAUGUAGAGCUGAAAAUUUCAUCCCGAUCCCAUGUAAAGUCCCUGGUAAACUCUGUUCAUCAGGUCAAGGAGUUUGUGUUUCCAAUGGGAUCUGUUGUAGUUCAGGAGGAUGUUUCAAUGAUUUAACCUGUGAAAGUGAUACACCAACUAAUGAUGAAUCUAUUCAACGUAUCUUUGAUUCACAAUCUUCACAUACAAUUCAAAUUUAAUCGUUCCAAUGAUAAUCAUGAUAUAAUAUUAAAACACGUUAAUUGAAAUUUUCCUUUAAUUUUGUUUGUUUGCG
Molecule: messenger RNA, 652 nt
Organism: Panonychus citri (citrus red mite)
Lineage: Eukaryota; Metazoa; Arthropoda; Arachnida; Trombidiformes; Tetranychidae
Product: neurophysin 1-like
Exons: 3
Coding region: 96-578 (160 amino acids)
Cellular component (GO): secretory granule; extracellular region
Molecular function (GO): neurohypophyseal hormone activity
Source: RefSeq, a predicted model, not a curated record